This is a messenger RNA of Orbicella faveolata, 3598 nucleotides long. RefSeq lists its product as uncharacterized. Lineage: Eukaryota; Metazoa; Cnidaria; Anthozoa; Scleractinia; Merulinidae. The record is from RefSeq and is a predicted model, not a curated record.
CAAAUUUGGUAAGCCACAAAUUUUUCAUCAGAUUGAACUAGAGAGGUCACUAUAUGACUCUUACACUACGCAGCAGAGGUGAGACGAAUUACCGCUGACUGAGUAAUCCUAGACCAGGAAGUAGAGGAAGCGAAAGAGUUCAGUAUCCUAUUAUUUCUUGCCUGGGUAACAGUGACACAUGUAGUUGGAGGCACGAAAGGUAGUGGUUUGCACUUUUCAAGCCUGUAGUGUAAGGCGGAAACUAUUGGAAAGACCAGCGGGACGCGAAGAUCGGAAGGGAAAGUCACAGCUUUUUGUUGCUCGAAUCUCUCGAGUAGCCAUGGAACAAACCAAGUCAAUAGCAGUACCUACACAAAGCGCUGUCUGGAUAAAUGGAGCUCUGGAGGCAGUUAUGAAAUAUAUACUGAAUUCAACAGAGACACAACAUAAUCACAGGUUGUACCUUAAUUCUUUGAAGCGUUACAAGACUUUUCAGGAAGAAUUGGAAAGUAAAAGCGGUAGAGGUGUGCAACUUUUGAUGUCUGGUAGUGUUGCAGAAAAUUUAUUUGCCAUCCAUUGGGUCUAUAAGGAUGGUAGAAGGGAGGCAAACAACGAUAUUGAUGUUAUGCUUGUUGAUUGCUCAAUAACAGUUCUAGAAAGCGGUCAAUUGGAAAGGUUAGACAUUUCAGAAGUCAUGGAGCUGGGAAGAAACCUUGACAUGAGAGAACAUACUCCAAUGAGGUCACAGCCUUUCAAAGUCAAAGCAGACUGCAGUUUGCAUAAAGGUCAAUCCACUGAAUCGAAAUCUUUAGGUAACCUUUUACCUGCAGCAGAAUAUAAGGGAGAAGGAGAAGAAAUGACCAUCAAGGGUAAAUCUAAGCAGGGAAAGAAAGAGGUCUUUCUAGUGCCAACUGACCAUCCUGGGUAUGUCUGGCUGAGUGAGCUUGAUGAAGAAGGAAACACAACAUUUAUGACAACAGUGAGCUUCAAAGGGUUUUGGUCUGAGGUUGUUAAUAAGACUGCUCUUUACUCCUUGGUGAGUGGUCCCCAGCUUCCUCCCGGAGGUGUUGCUGUAAGCGGACCAGCGUUGAGCAGAUGUGAUCGACCUGGAAGUAGGAAUAACUAUGCUCAUGAUUACGUUCCAUGCUUGCAUUGUGCUAAAUGGACAAGUUUGGCAGAGGGAUGGGCUGUAAGAAAACGCCCUGUUGAUUGGCCGAAACGAGGGUUAAUUUCAGAGAUUAUGAGUGAGGGCUGCCAUAUUGUUCCUGUUUCUCAUCAUCAAAAUGGUGACAGUCUACUUCAAACUGAGUGGCGGCUCUCCUUCUCUAAUGCAGAGAAGAAGCUUGUAGAUUCACUGACAAUUGAGCAACGUCAAAGCUACAUCAUGGCAAAGUUGGUCAUGAAACAAGUUAUUCAAGAAAUAAAGGACAAUCACCAAGAACCAUCUGUGGAGAAAACUCCAUCUUCCUAUCACUUGAAGACAAUCUUUUUGUGGAAGUGUGAAGAAAAGCCUUUGGAGGACUGGAACAACCUCCUUGAAUCUGUGGUUGAUUUGCUGAGUGCUCUGGUUGAUCAUUUACGGAAGGGAAGCAUUCCACAGUACUUCAUCCCAGAGAACAACUUGAUUCGCAACAUUCGGGAAAAUGUUCUCGUUUCUGUGGCGGAUGGAAUCACAGCAGCCUUAGCUGACCUUCCCAUGAUAUUGCAUUGUGUUUUCCUCACAGCCUACAAUACUCAGCUAGACUAUGAUGAGGGCAUUAGCCCAAUCUUAAGACUCGUGGAUUGCCAGUUGAAGAUCUUUCGUGAGACUGGUAUGGCUGGAGAUAAGUUAUAUCUGUACUUUAUCAUAAACUCUCUUAUUGAUUCUUUGUCUGCUGCAACUGUUGGAACUUCAGAUGAAUCACAGCCUCUAGAAGACCACAGAUACAUCUUGAAUAUUUAUCAUUUGUGUCACAGUAAAGCAGGAAGUGUUUUAGCACUACCAGUGCUACCAGUUUUGGGUGCAGCAGAGGUACACACAAUUAUGAUUCUUCUGUUUAAGUACUUGUUGAGUUUGUUACAAGAUGCACACAUCCUUGUUGUUUUACAAACUGAUGUGUUUGCCUUUAUGACAAGAAUUUUUACAAAAAAUCUUGUUUCAUUGUCUGUCAAAGAACAAGUGUUUACAGAGUGUUGUGAGGCAAGCCUUUGCAUGUAUCAGUCUGUUUGUGAACACCUUGGCAUUGCCCAAGAUUCUAAUCUUUCAUCCCGUGAAGAAUUAGGCACACUCAGUGGCAUCGACUUUAUUUUCUAUAAGAGUGCUGAGAUGGCUGGAAGGGAUUGCUUUAAGUUUGCUGCCAACCGAUUCAAGAACUUUCAACAAAGUGGCAGAUUGAACACAGUGAAGAGCUUGAGCUGGUAGAGACCAGGAGGGGGAAGGGUACUCAACAAAGUAUUUUACGGGGAGGUCCAACCCCUUACCCUUUUAUAUAACAUAUUGACAGAAAAAGUAUCCCUUUUGUAUACCUUUUAUUGAAAAAAAAAGUACCCUUUUCACAUACCUACUUAAGAACACUGAAACUGCUGCUUUAAAUGAAAAGGCCCUUUUAAAUACCUAAAUGACAGAUUUCCCUACCCUUUCAUAUACCUCAGAUUGUAAAAUCCCUACCCUUUUAAAUGCCUGAAGCCUGGAAAAGGUACCCCUUUUUGGCAGAAUCUCCCAGUAUAGGCCACAUUUAUAGGUAGUAUCCCCCCUGGGGGGAGGGGUAGAUAAGUCUUUGAUUCAUUGCAGGUUGAGUGUGGGAGUCUACAUAUACACUGGACCACACAUGUUGGGUGUUUAAUGAAACCAACAGUUUUUAAUAAUAUUAUUAAUAAUUACAAAGAGGGUUACUGUCUUUAUUUCUGAACUGCAUGGGAACAUGGAAUCUCAGAGAUGUCUUUCCAAAAUCAGUGAUGAACAUUUCUUAAUGAGAUAUAGCACACAAAUGAUCUAAAGCUCUCUGCUUUUUUGUUCUCACAACUGAAGUUUGAGUUGAACAAGUCUUGAGAGACUUAAAAAGUGGUCACGUCAAUCUUGUUUGAGCAAGAGGUUCACAGAAUAUUCAAAUGUAUUUAUAUAACUGACAAAAUCAGUUCAUCUCAUAUGCAUUUGUCAGUAUUUUCUUGGUCAUAAUUAUACAAACGCGUUUUCAAAUAUAUAUAUUGAAUAUUGAUAAAAAUGCGCUCACUCAGUCCAGUGAAAUGAAGUCACCAAUUAACAAGGCAUUUAAUGUAAAUAAACUUGUUGAAAACUACUUACUGGUCCCAUAAAUGCACCAGUAUUUUCUUUAUGGUUAAACACUUUUCACUUUUCAAAAUUCCCUGAAUAUAUUUCCCUCGCUUUUCUCUGAUAACAAUGAAAUAUCCUGGACUAAAUUAGGACGAAAAGUCAGAGACAUUAUAGUAACCUCAAACCUCCACUUACAGCCUUCCUUUCCAUCAAUUAAUAUUUUGACCUAUGGAGUUUUAAUAGUUUCUGCCUUCUUUGUUAAGGAAGUUAACUUUACACCAUCAUCAUUGAGAUCAUACAGUGACCUGAAACGUUUCCUCUGGUCUUCAUGCAAUGGUAUUUUACAAUAAAAAAUAUAUGUCAACUUUC